AUGGCAGAAGACCAUCGGGAUCGGGGACCGCCAAGACACGACCAAUCCAGCGAGUCCCAGUACCCGCCGCCUCCAGGAGAAGAAGACGAUCGUUCAAGAGGGAUACCGUAUCAUCCUCGACCCCAGAUGGCAUCCGGUACAGUGACUUUGCCGUCCAUCCAGGACCCGCAAGGUCCGUAUGGGCCUCCCGCAGGCAGAGCGUGGGACCCGCGCGCCAGCAGUUAUGGACAUUCACCAAAUUCUUCAAAUGGGUAUGCAUCGCCUCCUGGCAAUGCGCCAAGCCAUCAGAGUAGCUACUCUCCUUCGAGUGGCGGGAGCGCCUAUCCUCCUCCUGCGGGACAUCCGUAUCUACCCCCAGUCCAGCCUCAUCCGAAUGACGCUAGGGCACCUUAUCCUCCUCCAGAUCCUCGGGGUGCGCCUUACUAUUCUUCCCAGAGGCAGCCGCCACCUUACAACCCAAACGGGUAUGACUACGCUUACAGACCAGAGCGUGGCCCGCCGGGCAGCUAUCCACCAGAUUAUGCAAGAGCUGGUCCUGGGCAGGCUGUGAUGCAACAGACCGCUCCCAGACAGAGAACUUCGAUAGCCUGCAGGUAUUGCAGAAGACGGAAGAUAAGAUGUAGCGGCUAUCAAAAUUCACCGGGAGGCAAAUGCACGAACUGCAUCAAGAUGAACCAGGAUUGCAUUUUCCAGCCAGUCUCUUCUUCCGCAUCUACAGCAUUCGUCCCAGUAUCUGCAUUACAGAACGGCAUUCCCCCUGGAACCCCCCUUUAUGGAGCCUACGGACAGCCACUGAGUGGUCCUUCGAAUGUUCCACCGGGAGGUCCGUAUCAGGCGAGCCCGCCUCAGUAUGAUCAACCAUUGCCGUCUCCUACUGGAUCAUUUGGUGGUUAUCCGGACGAAAGGGCAGAAGCUGGCAGGAGAAGGCAAAGACCGCCUGAGGAGGAUCAUGCGAUGCGUUUGCCGCCACCAAAUUCUUUUCCUGAAGAUGGUUCAAGGCGGCGUUCUCCUUCCUCGAGCAACAGUCCAAACCAUCUUCCGCCGUAUCAGACUCUUCCAAACCAACCUGGACAGCAGCAAUCUGGACAACAACCUGGGUUUGACAACAGAACACCGCCGCCUCGAGGCAGUCCGUCGGGCCCUUCUAGUGGAGGCACCUCGGUUAUGAGUUUGGGCAACAUCAUGGAUUCUAACGACAUCGAUCGCGGCAUGUUGGGGAGGUUAAAUCGACAGAACAAGUAG
Molecule: messenger RNA, 1242 nt
Organism: Neoarthrinium moseri
Lineage: Eukaryota; Fungi; Ascomycota; Sordariomycetes; Amphisphaeriales; Apiosporaceae
Exons: 2
Coding region: 1-1242 (413 amino acids)
Biological process (GO): positive regulation of transcription from RNA polymerase II promoter by galactose
Cellular component (GO): nucleus
Molecular function (GO): DNA-binding transcription factor activity, RNA polymerase II-specific; RNA polymerase II cis-regulatory region sequence-specific DNA binding; zinc ion binding
Source: RefSeq, a predicted model, not a curated record